Messenger RNA from Frankliniella occidentalis (western flower thrips), 2889 nucleotides. Its product is annotated as mu-type opioid receptor-like. Bases 586 to 2070 code for a protein of 494 amino acids. The transcript is spliced from 3 exons. The record is from RefSeq and is a predicted model, not a curated record. Gene Ontology annotation, molecular function: neuropeptide Y receptor activity. Gene Ontology annotation, cellular component: membrane. Lineage: Eukaryota; Metazoa; Arthropoda; Insecta; Thysanoptera; Thripidae. Gene Ontology annotation, biological process: G protein-coupled receptor signaling pathway.
CCUCCGACCGGCGCGCAGCCCGCACCGGCACGCCCACAGCACGGCCAGACUCAGUACCGCGCUCCGCUCCGCCGCGGCCGCGUGCGCUCUCGCCCGCUCACCGUGUGACAAUCGGGGGGUCGGUGCGUGUGACGAAGAGUGAGCCCCGAUUGUGACGGGCCGCACCUCCUCGCCGACGGGCGGGGAGUGACACGAAGUGACCAUGCGCCGCCUUCCCGGCGCGGCCCGGCGCGCCGCCGGCCGGUGUGUACGGGACGGUGACGAGUGACACCCGGGUCCAUCGACAGCCCGGCGCAGCGACAGCUCCAGGACGUCGACGCGCCGCCCGCGCACCGCGAGGAGAGAAGAGGCGUAGCGGGGCGUGACGAAGCGUGGCGAAGCGUGGCAGCACACAGUGCACAGGCACCAGUGACCCCGAUUACGAAAAUAGCCGGGCCGGCGCGGGAAGUGAAGUAAAGUACCCGUCCCGCCGACCCGCGGCGCGCACGGGCCCGCGCAGGGCGUACCGCAGGGCGCACCACAGGGCGCCACAGGACCACUCGCACGGGACGCUGGAGGUGCGGUGACACCGCCGAGCCGGCCAGGAUGGCGGUCCAGCUCCAGCGCUACCCUGACCCCUACUACUACCCCAGCGUGCUGCCGGGCGAGCGACCGCCCCCGGCCCCGGGGCUGAUCGCCGAACACGCCCACUACUACACGCACCCCUACCACCCCUACAACCCGGCCAACUCCUCGUACUGGUUCGGCAACGACACGACGGGCGGCUGGGGCCCGCGCUUCUUCUACACGUUCUACACGGAGGGCGGCGACCGCCGGCCCUGGGACAUCCUCGAGGCGAGCGUGUUCGCCGUCGUCUUCCUUGUGUCGGUCCUGGCCAACGUGUCGAUCGCGGCCGCCGUGCUGCGCUACCGCGAGAUGAGGACCGUCACCAACUGCUUCCUGCUCAACCUGGCCGCCGCCGACCUCGUGUUCGCCCUGGGCAGCCCGCUCGUGGCCGCGGCGCGCGUCACCGACGAGUGGCCGCUGGGCAGCACGGCGUGCAGGCUGCUGCCCUACUCGCAGUUCGUGUGCGGGUUCGUGCUGCUGUGGACGCUGACGCUCAUCUCCAUGGACCGCUACCGCUGCAUCGUGGUGCCGCCGUACCGCUCCACGCUCACACCCACCCUGGCGCUGGCGCUCACGGCCGCCACCUGGCUGCUGGCCGCCGUCGUCUUCCUGCCCGUCGCCUUCUGGUUCCACGUGCAGCGCACCGAGGGCGGCGACGUGUGCACGCUCGUGUUCCCGCACAGCGACUCGGUCAACCUGUCGCUCUGCUUCACCGUGCCCGUGCUGCUGCUCGCCUGCCUGCUGCCCAUGGCGCUGUUCGUGUUCCACUACCAGCGCAUCUUCCGCAAGCUGGUGGAGACGCGCAGCCGUUGGGCGGCGCCCUGCGUCGUCGUGGCCGCGCCCAGCUCGGAGCGCUCCGAGUCGGCCGGCAGCGACACCCCGGGCCGGCGCGGCAGCGAGCUCAGCUUCGUGGGCAGCCUCAUGGCGCACGCGCACGCUGCCGGCAGGAAGGUGAGCGCCGCUUCGCAGCUGGGCAGCAUGGGCGGCAUGGGGCGGUCCGGGUCGCUCUCCCACCACGAGGAGCUGCGCCUCAACAAGCACAUCCGCGUGGUGCGCGUGCUGCUGCUCAACGUGCUGGUGGUGCUCGUCAUGUGGCUGCCCAUCACCGUCAUCAUGAGCCUCAUCUACGUGGACGGGUCGCGGCCCACCGAGGACACGGACUUCUUCCUGCGCAGCCACCACUUCAUCUGGGCGCUGCUGGCCGCGCUGCUCAACACGGUCGUCAACCCGCUGCUCUACGGGCUCUUCUCGGAGAACUUCCGCGCCUGCUUCGCGCGCCUCUGGUUCGCGUCGCGCCGCCGCGCCAUGGCCGCCGGCCAGGUGGCCGCCCGGCAGACGACGCCCGCGUCCAAGGCCUCGCAGCCCGAGGCCGGCGUCGGUGCCGACUACAAGCAGACGUCGCGCACGCCGAGCGGCGGCACGGCCACCAACGGCGGCGGCUCCGGCGGCAGGAGCGUCUACUAGGAGCGCGCCGGCCCCGGCGGGAGGGCGGCGACGCCCGCGACGCCCGCCGGGGCCGUGAGCGGAGACAUGCAGACCUUGGAGACGGACCACAUGUGAGGGGGAGGAAAGGUCUGCCGCGGCUUCUAGUCGAACGUGAUCGAGAGAGCAGAAAAGUCGUCUGCCGGACUUUGACUUAUUGUGAUAUGUACCUUACUUCGUUGGAACCAUUCCAAUGUGGCUUAGGCUAUAUGAUAUAUGCUACAAGUUCUGUGUACCUCACCUAGAGCGUUAUGUCCUCACCGUCCAAUGAAAACAGUCGCAUAUAUCCAUCCGUGCCACUAGUUGUGAUAACUAUUUUUGUUUUUAUUAAUUUUCCUUUUUCGUAUUUUUUACUUUUCACUGUUGUUUAAGGAAGUUUCGAGACGUGCGCCGCGCUCUGGUUGUACUUUGCUUUUGUACCAAAGCAGUAAUAAUGAAGGUUAGCUAAGUCACUGACUGCAUUCUUGUAACGUCUCAGUAUUCGCGCAUUUGUUUUCUAGCAGGAGAGGUACUCGACGAGAUCGAAGCCAAAGUAAAAGAAAGGCGAUCAUGCUAGUUACCACUAUUGAACCUCAUUCCACGCAAGCCUUGUCCUGUAACACUAAUGCAAAUGGAAUUUUUGUUAAAAAUAAUUAUUGCGUAUGAAUGAGGAAGUCACAAAUAAAUAUUAACUAAUUCAGUCUGUAAAAUAUAUGUAUGUAUGUAUCUAUGUAUUACGUCUCUGAUGCCAAAUAUAGUGAGUAGGUCUUUUCGUAAAUGGUCGUCGUGUUUGGAGGGAGAAUAAAUGAUUGUUUCUACUGA